Messenger RNA from Amphibalanus amphitrite, 1435 nucleotides. RefSeq lists its product as uncharacterized. The record is from RefSeq and is a predicted model, not a curated record. The transcript has 2 exons. NCBI's taxonomy places the organism in Eukaryota, Metazoa, Arthropoda, Thecostraca, Balanomorpha, Balanidae. Bases 299 to 1051 code for a protein of 250 amino acids.
ACUGGCCCGGUAGUAUUGAGGGGCGCAUGUGACGGGCCGAAUGCCGUGUACCACCGUGCGUGCAGUGACCCGAACUGUGAAGCGGUGAACUCCAAAGCGAAUUAUAACCUUUAAGUUAAACAUUUUAUUUUACUUUUUAGUCCCUUUGAACUUAGAAAGCGAUGCAAGAAGUAGAAAACACAGCAGCCAACAAUACAAUGUCAACGCCCAGGCCUCAGUGGUUCUUGUUCUGCCGUCGAAAAGGAAGCAGCCAUUGGUAGAAGAGCCAAGAAGAUAACGUAAUCUUUACUAAACAAAGAUGUUAUUGAAGAAACCAGUUCAGCUGAAUAGCACGCGGUUGUUGCCAAUGCUUCUGUUUGAGCUUCUACUUCUGAACGUCUCCUAUGGAACCACAUACAAUCUCACAGCCAUCGACCAUGCUGUAAACACCACAGCCCUAACUGAGUCACCGGGUGGGAGUGUGACCCAGUGCGCAGUCCGCUGCCGUCGCCACCUGGCCUGCGUCUCCAUCGAGACAUCCUCCACCUCCUGCCGUCUGCUAGCUGCCGUUCCCUCCGCCGACCAGCUGACCCUCUCCCCGGGGGUACGGGUGUUCACUGACGUAGCCGCUCCUCCACCGGACCACCGCGUACCCCACCAGUGUCCCUCCAACUGGCAGAGAGUCGGCAACGCCUGCUACUUGAUCAUCCCUUCCGACACCGAGUCUGGCUUCUGGGAGGAGGACAGAAACCUCUGCAAGAGCAAGUUCCACGCCGCCACCCUCCUGACCAUCGAGUCUGAGGAGCAACUGACGUACAUCAAAGGAGCGGUAAGCGGCCGUGCCUGGACUGACAUCAGAUACAUCAACGGCACCUUCCAGCCGGCCGGAGGGUCGCCGCACACCUUCUGGAAGGAGCUCUGGUGCGACGGAGAGCCUCAGCAGAAUGAUGAUGGUUUCGUGUUCUUCCUUCAGGGCCAGGGAGAUUGUCUUCAUGCGGAGACAUAUGCUGUCUCAACUUCUUUCCGCAUGCCUCGUACGAAUGUCGUUUGUGCCAUCUAUGCAGGAAACUAGUGGUGGUUUGAGGGACGAAUCAAUCACAAAAUGAGUGUGUAAAUCCGUCUCCUUUUUCACGCCAUUUCGUCUUCAUAUGAGUGGUGCGUGAAAAACUACUCACAUGUGCAGAAUUUCGAUAAUGCAGGCUACGGUGUGACAUUUUGUUAGGAUUGUAUGUUUUCUUUGCGUGUGAAACAGUGUGAAAGAAUGACGUUUAUGACUUCACAAUACUCAUCAAUUAUGCUCGGUUACGUCUAACAUGUAAAUGCUACCGUCUGUAAUACGAGUAUAUGUCUUUACAAUAAACGUGCUACAAGAUCAGAAUGAGAUUUAACCCUUGCUAACAAAUGAUGCACAGCAAUUGUUUGAACAUUCAAUAAACGGCUAAUCAUAUUGGACGAA